Malassezia globosa CBS 7966 is the source of this 3651-nucleotide messenger RNA. RefSeq lists its product as uncharacterized. Gene Ontology annotation, molecular function: ATP binding; actin filament binding; microfilament motor activity. The transcript has a single exon. The record is from RefSeq and is a predicted model, not a curated record. NCBI's taxonomy places the organism in Eukaryota, Fungi, Basidiomycota, Malasseziomycetes, Malasseziales, Malasseziaceae. Bases 1 to 3651 code for a protein of 1216 amino acids. Gene Ontology annotation, cellular component: cytoplasm; vesicle; actin cortical patch. Gene Ontology annotation, biological process: actin filament organization; endocytosis; vesicle transport along actin filament.
AUGCCGCCGCAUGUAUAUGCCAUUGCCGAGGGUGCAUACUACAACAUGCUGGCCUACAAGGAGAAUCAGUGCGUGAUUAUUUCUGGAGAAUCAGGAGCCGGCAAGACAGAGGCAGCGAAGCGGAUCAUGCAAUACAUUGCGGCGGUCAGUGGCGAUACGACAGGCACGGGCAGCACAAGUUCCGGCAUUCAUACGAUCAAGGACAUGGUGCUGGCGACCAAUCCACUGCUAGAGAGUUUCGGAUGCGCCAAAACGCUACGAAAUAACAACAGCUCGCGGCACGGAAAAUACCUCGAGAUCAUGUUUGAUGCUAAUGGCUCGCCCGUGGGUGCCACAAUUACGAACUAUUUGCUCGAGAAGGCCCGUGUUGUCGGUCAGAUCCGCAACGAGCGCAACUUCCAUAUCUUUUACCAGCUGACGAAAGCUGCGUCGCCACAGCAGCGCGAACUGUUUGGGCUACAGGGCCCAGAGGCAUAUGCGUAUACGGCUGAUAGUCAGUGUCUGGAUGUGCCUGGUAUCGAUGACCAUGCCGACUUUGCGGCAGCCUUUGAGGCCAUGCGGAUCAUUGGACUUACCGAUGACGAACAAAUGAGUAUGGUGCGCAUGCUCGCAACAAUUCUGUGGCUCGGGAACGUGCACUUUGUGGAAAAUGCUCAGGGCGAUGCAGAGCUCGCGAAUCCAGACGUGACGGCGUUCUGUGCGUACUUGCUCGAAGUGGACCCAUCAGCUGUGCAGCGAGCCUUGACACAGCGCAUUAUGGAGACACAGCGCGGUGGACGGCGUGGGUCUGUGUACGAAGUGCCACUGAACCCGACGCAGGCUGCGGCUGUGCGUGAUGCACUAAGCAAGGCCAUCUACAACAACCUAUUUGACUGGAUUGUCGCCCGGAUCAACAGAUCGUUGCAGGCACAGAGUCAGACGGCGGCCUCCGUGAUUGGAGUGUUGGACAUUUACGGCUUUGAAAUCUUUGAAAACAACUCGUUCGAGCAGUUGUGCAUCAACUAUGUAAAUGAGAAGCUCCAGCAGAUCUUUAUCGAGCUGACACUCAAGAAGGAGCAAGAAGAAUAUGCUCAGGAGCAAAUCCAAUGGACGCCCAUCCAAUACUUCAACAACAAGAUUGUGUGCGACUUGAUUGAGGCGAAACGGCCGCCUGGCAUCUUUUCUGCUCUCAACGAUGCGGUCGCAACGGCACAUGCCGAUUCAUCUGCGGCCGACAACUCGUUCAUGCAGCGCACGUCCAUGCUCUCGAGCAAUCCACACUUCGAGGCCCGUGGAUCCAAGUUCCUUGUCCGGCACUAUGCAGGUGAUGUCAUGUACAACGUCCAGGGCAUGACAGAGAAGAACAAGGAUGCCCUGCUCAAAGACAUUCUGAACCUCGUGGACAGCUCGUCCAAUGCAUUCUUGAUCGGCCUGUUCCCUGAAAGGCCAGAUCCUAACAGCAAGAAACGGCCGCCGUCGGCAGGUGACCGGAUCAAAGCGAGUGCCAAUGCGCUAGUGGACAAUUUGAUGCAAGCCCAGCCGUCCUAUAUCCGCACGAUCAAACCCAACCAGAACAAAAGCCCCACGGAGUACGACACACAGGCGGUCCUGCACCAGAUCAAGUACCUGGGUCUGCGGGAAAACAUUCGCGUCCGCCGCGCAGGAUUUGCAUACCGGAACACGUUUGAAAAGAUUGUGCAGCGUUUCUAUCUCUUGUCACGAGCGACAUCGUAUGCAGGUGACUAUAUCUGGCAAGGCGAUGCGCGCAGCGGCUGUGAGCGCAUCUUCCUUGAUACAGGCAUUGCGCGUGACGAAUGGCAGCUCGGUGUCACGAAGGGCUUCAUCAAGAACCCCGAGACGCUCUUUGCACUCGAGACCAUGCGCGAUCGAUACUGGCACAACAUGGCCAUGCGAAUCCAGCGGGCAUGGCGUGCCUUUAUGCGGCGACGAGAAGAGAGCGCACGGCGCAUCCAGCGUGCAUGGCGUCGAAGCCGAGAGGGCCACGAGUUCCUCGAGCUCCGCGAGUACGGACAUCAACUGCUCGCUGGUCGCAAGGAACGCCGUCGCUUCAGUCUCAUCAGCAUGCGCCGCUUUAUGGGGGAUUACCUGGAUUUGAAUGGGUCGUCUGCCGAGGGCCGCAUGCUCCGGGCCUCGGCAAACCUGCCGCCUAACGAGCCGAUCGUGUUUAGUGCGCGCGCGCAGCUCCUUGUGUCGCGACUAGGACGCACGUCCAUCCCAAGUCCGCGCUUCUUGCUGAUGUCGCCGCGCGCCGUGUACAUUCUAGUAACGCAUCUCGUGAACAAGCGGCCCCAAACAACAUGUGAGCGAGUGAUUCCACUCAGCACGAUCCGGCAAGUCGGUCUCUCGACGCUGCGGGAUGACUGGAUCGUGCUGCAAGUCGGCACAGACGAAGGCGACCCUCUCUUGCAUUGCGAUUUCAAAACAGAGUUUGUGGCGUAUCUCUUGCAGCAGACAGGCGGUCGCACACACGUUGUUAUUGCGCCGCAACUAGAGUAUGUGCGCAAGGGCCGCAAAAAGGCACAUGUGUCGUUCCGUAAAGACGAGUCGAUUCCUGUGGGUGAUGUGUACAAGAGUUCCAUUGUGUCUGUCGGCUCCGGCGAGCCACCGACGAGUGUCUCACGCCCACCGGCGAAGAAACUGCCGCGCUCUGCACAACCAAGCACCAAGCGCCGCACGACAUCGCGACCUGUGACGUCUCGACGACCUGUGCCAACGGUUUUGCCUACAACAACAGCUAGUCGCGGCCUUCCACCCGCGCCAGGCGGCACGGCGUCUGCAUCUGCGCUUGCGGUGCCGACGACUUCCACCGUUGCUCCUGCUUCAUCAGCGUCAGGGAAUGCAUCUGGCGCACGACACGUCCCAGCGCCCCCGCCUGUCUCGGGUGGUAGUGGUUUGCCACCUUAUUUGCAGGCCCCUGCCACUUCAGCGCCAUCGUCAGGCAUGCCGUCGUAUUUGCAACGCGCAGUUCCCGCUGCACCUACUGCGCCUGCUGCGCCUGCCGCGUCUGCUGCGCCUACAGCCGCUCAGUCAACGUCAGGCAUACCAUCAUACCUAGGUUCCUCCACGACCAAGUUGGCCCCUCCAGUGACGGUGCAGCAACUGGGCUCGUCUUCCACUGCACAGACCCGCAGCGUACCAGCACCCCCUAGUGCGUCGGCUACACCAGCAGUGGCUACUCCGGCACUUGCUCCUGUCAAGGCUGCACCGCUGCCGCCACCGCCGCCCACGGGUCGCCGUCUUCCUCGCUACCGCGCCUUGUACGAUUUCGAGACGCAAGAGGCCGGUGAGCUGCCACUCAGAACAGGCGACAUUGUCGAACUGGAGGAGAAAGAAGAAAAUGGCUGGUGGCUCGUCAAGAAAGGUAGCACAGAGGGUUGGUCGCCCGCUGACUACUUGGAAUUAAUUGCUGAACCUGCAGCAGCCAAGCCACGACCACCCCCGCCCGCUAAGCCUGCAAGCGCCAAGCCUGCCGCCGCUCCAGCGAGAGUGAGUCAGUCGUCUGUCACCUCGUCAUGGACCCCACCCGAUUCUCACGCGGCACCUGUGGCUGUAAUGCCAGGCAUGGGUGAUCCUGGUGGCUUUGCUGCCAUACUUGCGCGGAAAAAGGCUGAGCGUGCAGCAGCCGCAGAACAGGCACACGUUCCAGAAUAG